CAUCGCAUAUUUUUUCCACGGUCCACCACACAUAACGUCAGUACGAGAUAUCAAAGAUAUUUCGCUCGUGUAUUAAAUCACCCGUGGAAAUGGAAAUGUACACUGGAAAUAGAAAGAAAAAAAAAGUAUUAAAAAAAAUUCAAGUGUGAAUGAUUUUCCAAAUGGCGAAGGCGCGUUUUAAUUAGCAGUUUCAUUGGCGCAGUCGCUAUUAGAAAACACAUUUCCUGUGUUUAUCUUCGCGUGUUCUCGUGGUUAAUAAAAGUGAUAAUAAAAAGAAUAAACAUAGAGUUUCAAAUCGCUUCUGAAAACAAUGACUUAUCAUGUCGUGUGCCAAUAAACAAAAAAAAAUGAUGAGCAUGAACGUAACAAGUGUUUUCGGUCCCCUCAGCCGAUGUGCGUGACACGUCGACGACAAAAAAAAAUUUUAAUAAAAAAAAAGUGGAAAUAGGUGCGAGAUCCGUGGUUUUUUUACCACAAGACUUUACUGAUGCUCCGUCAAAAAUUGGACGUCCGUCCUCGCUGUUGUAAUCGGACGCAUGUCAAAAUUCGCGAGGAGUUUCGAGUGUUUCAGAUUUUUCAACACUUCUUGCACGCAGAAUCCGGGGAAAUGUCGGCGAACUUGUCCGCUCUUUUACAUCUCACUUUUAUCAAUAAUAACAAUAUUGUAAAUAAAAUCUCUAUUAGCUGACUAAAACGCAAUGAAAUUUAAUAAAAAAUAGUGCUUAGAUAAUUGUUUUUUAAAAUAAAGAAGAAAAAUCAUAAUAAAACGAAGAAAGGAUUAGACCGAAGUUUUGCAAUAUGCGCGGCAAGGCUUGCACGAGAAUCCAAAGAUGAGUGUUCCACUGUAUGGAGGUAUCGGGGCCUGUGUCAUUCUACUCGUUGCCCUCUUUGGCCUGGGAACUCUUUUAAAAAUCUUUGUUUGUCUGCUCGUAUUAAUUUUAGGAAUUAUAACUUGUAUAUAUAGAAAGUAUGCGCCGAAUCUCCAAAAUGAAAUUGAUUCUGGCAAACAAAACUUACACAAGAAGACUGAAAAACUGCGACUGUAUAUGGAAGAGUUAUCGAAGAAAAAGAUGACCUUUACUCUGGAUAGAAGAGUCACAGGUAGCCACAUUAUUGACGAAUCUCUACAAGAAAUAUUGGACUUUGUACUACGUGAUUACGUCGAGCCUUGGUACAACGUGCUAACGGAUGACGAAGAGUUCACCAAAUCCGUCAGAGACACUGCUCAAAAGAUUGCUAUCAAUAUAGCGAACAGAGUAAAGGAUGUGGAUUGGAUUCCUUAUCUGACAACUCGCCUCGUGGACGAUGCGGCUUCCCACAUGAGACUGUAUCGUCAGGCUCGAGCAAAGAUGAAACAAUUGCAAAGCAACAAAAUGCACAAAGGAAGUAGCAGUAGUUCAAGUACAUCGGGAGGAACGCCAAAGAGGACGCCGACGCAUCGUAGGAACAAAAGUGAAACCGACAUUUCUUGGUAUUCGCAGUCGAAAUUUUAUGUUCCGAAUAUCCCGGAGCCGGUCGAAUACAACGGAGAUCGUGAAAAAGACGAGGAAUCGAGUCUCGAGAAAAUAUUCUUCGAUCUCGAAGUUCAAAUGGAAAAUAAUUUGAUAUGUCGAGAUCUCGUUUGCACCAACGAAGAACAAGAACUUAAUUUUCUUGGAGAAAUUGCUGAAAUCCUUCUGUAUUUACUGCUCCCCAAAGGAGACUUCGAUUGCCUCACUGUACGCUUCAUUCUUCGAGAACUUUUGGUCAACGUAAUCAUCACACCUCUACUCAAUCUUUUCUCCGAUCCUGAUUAUAUUAAUCAAGCCUGUAUUUGGCUGUGUACAAAAGAGGCGGGCUUACCGAGCGAGGUUUUUUUGACGGUGAUACGAAUAACGGACAGCUUGGACGAAUUAACGGCAACGAAGAACAUCGUUUGUCGAGAAAUAGCUCAUUUACGUUCGAAGGAUUCGGGAGGCGAGGACGAUUUGGUGGUGAAACAACAAUUGAAGAGUUUGUUGUACGUAAAAGAGAAUCUUGAGCAAAGAAUAUUGGCAAUGCAGAAAGGAUUGUUGAAAGCGGAAGUAGAUGGAAUAGAGACCCAGCCUGAUUGGAACAGGUUUAUGAUGCCUGGUUGCAAGUUGGUUAAUUUGCCAUUGGACGAAUUGUUGAAGAACAACAUUGCACUGAGUUACUUUAUAGAUUACAUGACUUGCAUAAACGCCGAGGCUUAUUUAUUUUUCUACUUGAACAUUUACGGUUGGAAAGUAUCGGCAGAGCAGCAGAUAUCUGACAUCGAAUUGCAGAAAUUGGGAAAUCAGAGUCAACAUUCAGGAACGAAGCGUCGCAACGCUAAUCUGGAAAAUCUUAAAGACGCUGCUUUGAAAAUUUAUCAACAAUAUUUGAGCGAAAAAGCGGCCAUGAAGUUGUCUCUCGACGAUUCUCUCGUGAAAAAUUUACUCACCAGAAUAAAAUGUGAAGUCGUCCGGGAAACUUGGUUCGACGAACUGCAAGCUUGCUGCUAUGAAAAACUACAAACCGAAGACCGAUUUCUGCCCUCUUUCAAACGAUCUUUCUCUUACGUCAAACUGUUGGCUGAAUUGGAUUUACUCAAAGAUCCUCCUUCCGAAGACGACGGAAAAUCUCUCGAUGGCAUCAGCGUCUCCAGCAUGAAUAACGAACUCGAUACACUCGAGGAAUCUAUCGAAUUUACUAUUGACAAAAAAGCAACUAGUUACCAAAGUAACGACGAAUCUCCACAAAACCAAGAACAAAGGAGGAAUUCAGUGAAAGAGGGGCUGAGAUUGAAAGCAAAUUCGUCGGCGAGUCUAACGAGCAUGAAUGACAAAGAGUCGACUUACGACGAGACUGAUUUUCUGAGUAUGCCCCGGAAGAAUAUAAAGCGUAUGAGGAGUGCGUCGAGCAUCGAUUCCGAUCGGAUAAGCGAAGGAAAAGACGCUCAUUUUUAUCUGGAGUCAAGUCCCGAACAGCAGCAGCAGCAGCAGCAGCAGCAGCAGCAGUACGUGAAAUUAGAAGAGGCGACCUGCGACCAAAAUGCAAUAAGAAAAUUGCAACAAGGCAGAUUUGAGAUAACAGCCGAGAUCAUUGAAACCGGGGUGGUAAACGACCGCGGAAAAACUUAUGGAAUUUAUGCCGUUGCUGUUAAAAAAAGUUACGACUCCGGUUACCACGAAAAAUGGCAUAUUUAUCGAAGAUAUUCCGAUUUUCAUGAUUUACAUCAGAAAAUCAAAGAAAAAUAUUACGAUCUCGCAAAAAUACCUUUCCCGGCGAAAAAAGCUUUUCACAAUAUGGAGCGCGCCGUUCUUGAAAAAAGAAUGAUAAUGCUCAACGCCUGGCUACAACAACUGACGAAACCUGCGAUCGUCGACGGUCAUAUGGGCCUACAAAACAUGUUGCUCACUUUUCUCGAACAAGGCGAUUACGACAAAGGCGUCACCGGCGGCCAAAUUUCAAGAACGAUCGACACGCUUGUGAAUCCGUUGAAAACGUCGAUGAAGAGCGUGACUCAGGCAGUUAAAACUAUGCCGGACAAUAUGUUGAGCACGGUCGACGGUGUGAUGGACAACAUAAGUAAAUUUUUUGGAAAUCCGAGAAAAAAUGCAAUGUUCUAUGAGAGCGUGAAGGUUGGCGCAAGUUUGGACACAGAGACGGACGACAAUAUCCCACUGAGGAUAAUACUUUUGCUGAUGGACGAGGUGUUCGACCUCAAAGUGAGAAACCAAUGGCUGAGACGGAGAAUAGUGACACUUCUGAGACAAAUUAUUCGCACGAUGUUCGGUGACAUCGUCAAUCGUCGAAUCGUUGAAUACGUCUCACUUUUGACCAGUCCGACCAACGUCGCAACGUAUUUGCGUCUUUUCAAGCAAAGUCAAUGGCCAAACGGUGUGAAAGCAGAGGCGAAACCGCCACGAGAUCAGGAGACGAAGGAUCGAACUCGUGUCGCUGCGAAAGUCGCUCUUCUCUCGUGUUUGUCGGACGAGCUGAAACAUAUCAUAGGUAGUGAAACGACGAGGCGGGGUCUGUUGAGAGUAUUCGAGCUCUUCCAACGACCCGUACUGAAUAGAAGACUGUUAUACGUACUGCUGGAAGGAAUCAUAGAAAAUCUCUUUCCACAGACAGAUUUAGUUACGAUCUUACGAAAACUGUACUCGGUCUCGCCCAGAAUAAAAAACAAGUCAAAGACCAAUUUUUGAUGUACGACGUCACUCGUUUAUGAGAUUAAAUUGUUGCUGCGAAGGGCGAGACUUUUUUUUACUGCUUUCAUAGAGUUUCUCAGUUAUUUCGGUGAAUUCGCUCGCUAUUGAUUUCUCAAUCGUUGAAUCAUGAAGAAGAAGGAAACGUCAAAAUUCUCAACAGUUUUCGUAGCUUGGCGUUUUUUUUUCUCAUACGAAAAACUACUUUUUCGUUGCAUUGCCAUAAAAAUUACAAAUUUUGGCAUAAUCUUUCUGUCAUGCUAGGAAUAACUAACGAAUUUCUCUCGAUUGUAAUAAUUAUUAUGAAUACAUAAGUAUAUAAAUAUAUGGAUGAGGCGAACUCCGAAAGGCGACACACUUUUUCCACGUCAGUUUGAAAUUUACAGUUCAAGAACCGCUCUUAGAAUAUUUUUUCAGAGGGUAUCUGCUCAAAAUGUUCAAUAUUUUCGAAAUUGAUCUUAUUCGCAGCAUAAACCAAAUACUUUUUUGAGAGAGUCUUCGGUUCUGUCGUUGAUUAGAGUUCUCAAAACAACCAAUAUAAAAGAAUUUCGAAGAUGAAGUGUCUUGAAAUAUUCUACGAUCGUGAAAAAGUGUUUGAGUCUUGAAGGAAGGGAAAGGAAUCAUCACAGGCUUCUUCGCCGAAUUUUGUCCGUGGUGACGAUUAGUCGAAAUAGUAAAACGCGCGCAUUGUAUAAAACGAAUAUUUUUAUUAUUAUUUAUUCGUGUUUAAGCGCCAUCGAAGACCAUAUUUGUUCGAGGGCAAGAUUUUUUCAUUUAUGUAUGACAUUAGCUGUCAAAUGAAAUCGGCCAAAUAGUCAUUGAUAUUUUCUCACGGGGGUUCACGAGUGUAGAAAAACACCACGUUCAAAAAUCUCGGUGUUUACCACGAAAAAUUGUGACUUAUUUACUUAUUAUGACAUAGGAAAAUCAAUCUCGCCUAGAAGAUAAGAUAAUCGAAAAAAUUGUUCGCUGAAUUUCUCGCAUGAGCAGAAGCAAAAUCGAGGUAGGACAAUGAGUGUUGGGAGAGUGAAUCGAGAAACAGUGAAAUGUCUUCGAAUUCAUUGAGCCCAUAAUUAUAUACAUAAGAAAAAAAAAUGACAGGGAACAAAAACUAAAACCACGUGAGUUUUCGCGGACUCUCGUCGAGCACGAGAAUUCUAAAAGGAACAAAAAAUCAUGUACAAUCGUCGAACCGACUAAAAGUGGAGAAUAAUAUGGAACAAAUGAAAAAGCUGGUGAAAAGUGAAAUAGAGGCCAAAAAUUAUAUUAUAUGAAAUAACAUUGUCUAACCACGCCCUCUCGCGGGCCUCAUCGGUAUUAUUGUAGAAAGAAGUAAGGAACUUUCUUGUGAUUACCCAUAAAGAGAGAAAAAACCGAUGAAAAAAAACAAACGAAAACGAUCUGCGCAUUGAUCGAAUAAUACAAUCAUUCCAUUCGCAUUUUGAGACCCCUCGGACACCGAUCUAUCGCAAAUAUUUGUAUUCUUUAGUGGGAACACACGUGCACGAAUAUAUGGGGUGUCCAUAAAGUUGCAUUUGCUCAGGCUUGGUAGCUAUCCUAAUUCCCAAGAGAAAAGUUCUCAGUCAAUUUUUGCUUUGACGCACCGUUUAUGGCAUAUUGAAUCGCUCUCAAAAGAUGAUAAAUUGGUUUGUCCGAUGAAAAAAAUGACUUGAAACGUUUCUCUCUGAGAUUGCCUGAAUUAUUGUUCCUGCGAAUGAUCUAAAAUCACUUUUCGAGCACCAUGUAUAUUGAUAUACAUUCUCUAAGCAACUAUAUAACGCAGAUGAUGCAGCAUCCACUUAAAUACUUGUUACGAGAUAAAGUAGGUGCGGGAUAUGGCUUAGAAUCGAUUGAACAUAAUAAACUGCAAAUAUUCUAAAGUAGUUAAAAUGCACACACACACUUGGAAGUGUGUCGAAAGCUCAGUAGAGUCCGGGACAAGUAUGUGAAUGUUUAAGGACAACUUUCGCGUAACUGUGCGUGUGUUAAUAAGAGAUCGAGCCACUGUCUUGUACUAUAAUUGGGAUCUUUUUAUUUAUUUAUUCAGAGUUGGCGAUAGCAAUGAUAAAAUAACAUUUACAAUAUUCAGCUGUUUCUCUAAAUUGAUUAAACUUGAAAAUACAUAUAAACAUAAAUAUACAUAUAAUGAUAAUAAAAAUAGUGUAUAAAAAAAAAUUGAAUUGUAUAUUGAUGUCGUGAGCCUGUAUAAAGAGUUAUUUCUAUCGUGUUAAAAGGACAUAGUUGCUAUUAUUAUGUUUACUUAUUAAAAAAAAAAUCUUUAUCAAA
Venturia canescens is the source of this 6479-nucleotide messenger RNA. Its product is annotated as sorting nexin-13-like. The record is from RefSeq and is a predicted model, not a curated record. The coding region runs from base 831 to 4193 and encodes 1120 amino acids. The transcript has 11 exons. Gene Ontology annotation, molecular function: phosphatidylinositol binding. Gene Ontology annotation, cellular component: early endosome. NCBI's taxonomy places the organism in Eukaryota, Metazoa, Arthropoda, Insecta, Hymenoptera, Ichneumonidae.